Magnolia sinica is the source of this 1584-nucleotide messenger RNA. RefSeq names its product transcription factor MYBC1-like. The transcript has 2 exons. Gene Ontology annotation, biological process: regulation of DNA-templated transcription. The record is from RefSeq and is a predicted model, not a curated record. Bases 137 to 1066 code for a protein of 309 amino acids. Gene Ontology annotation, molecular function: DNA binding; DNA-binding transcription factor activity. NCBI's taxonomy places the organism in Eukaryota, Viridiplantae, Streptophyta, Magnoliopsida, Magnoliales, Magnoliaceae. Gene Ontology annotation, cellular component: nucleus.
CUCCGGACCAUCAAUAAAUUCCUCAACAUCAGCGAAACAAGAUCCACCUCGAACACCUCCCCUUCUCUCUCUUCUCUCUCUCAGCAAAUGCUCAAAUCUCAUCCAUCGUCAUCCAAACCACCACCAUAACACCACCAUGAGAGAAGAAGAUGACCACACGAAUUGGUUCUCCCGCUGGGAAGAGCAGCUCCCAACACCUGAAGAACUCACCCCCAUCACUCAAUCCCUCAUAACCCCUGACCUCGCCCUCGCCUUUGAUAUAGCCCUCAGCACCACCCCAAACCCUAGUCCCGCAUCUGCUGCCCAACCCCAAUCCCAGCCACCAUCUGCUCAGCCCCACCAACCUCCUCCCUCCAACCAUCCCAACUCGUCCGAGUUCGUCGACUCGGCCGAACUCAGUGUCGGCGCCGGCGGACCCGACGAGCCCGCCCGCACCCUCAAGCGGCCGCGCCUCGUAUGGACCCCACAGCUUCACAAGCGCUUCGUCGAUGCCGUGGCCCACCUCGGCAUCAAGAACGCCGUCCCCAAGACGAUAAUGCAGCUGAUGAACGUCGACGGCCUCACCCGUGAAAACGUCGCCAGCCACCUCCAGAAGUACCGCCUCUACCUCAAGAGGAUGCAGGGGCUGUCCGGCGCCGGCGGGGGAGUCGGCGGCGGGCCCGUCUCCGCCGCUGACGCUGCUGCUGAUCACCUCUUCGCGUCCGCCCCUGUCCCGCACCACUUCCUGCGGGCUCCGGGCGGGCCCCCGCCGCCGCCACCCGGUGACCACUUCCUCCCGUAUGUGCCCGUAACGGCCCUGCAGCACCACCAUCAGAUGGCUGCUGCUGCUGCUGCUGCAGCGGCGGCCGCGCAGCAGCAGCAGUACCAGCAUCAGCGGCAUAUGGGGCAUUUUGGGUCGCCGCCAGGGGGGCAGUUUGAACAUGGGUUCCUGACACGGCAGCAACAGGCCGUGCAUAGGAUGGUGGGCGGGCCGCCACCACCGCCGCAGUAUGUGGAGGAUUUGGAUUCGGGUGCGACGGGAGGAGGGAGGAGGGUGCUGACUUUAUUUCCUACUGGCGAUGAUUGAAUUGCGAGGCAUUGGAGAUUUUUUAGAUGUCAUUGUGGGUGGCAAUGCACGGCGGAUGUGCUUUCAAUACCUUCAAUGCUCUAAGUUUAGGUUGGCGGUGUUAUUGCUUGUGAUUGAGGGCUUUGGAGUUCCACCAGUCGUGCUAGGAGCAGAAGUUUGGGAGAAGCGGAAUUUGGCAAUUUUCCUGCAUGUCUACUGGUUCUAAUGUGUCUUCUUCUCCAAAUGAAGCUCCUGUGUGAGAAAAAAUGUAGAGCAUUUUAGGUUGAUUUUCUAGCGUAUGUUUCCUAAUCUCUUUGUUGUGGGGAGAGAUUCGAAUCAUGUGGUUGUUUCUGCUUGUUGUAAACUGCAUGGCUUCGAAAGUUCUGUUGCACGAGUAGGAGAAUGGAAGUCUUGAGAUUAGGGGAGUAUAUAAAAAAAAUCUGGAUGCUAUUAAAAUGCUGUAUGUAUUUCAGAUUUUCAAUGCUCUCAAGAACGUUGAAAUGUGCCUUAAUUUUCUGAAGUUAGUCCACUAUUCAUGA